AUGGCCACCGAAGUCAUGACCGUGCAGGAAAGGCAGAGAAAGCCAAAGGACGCCAACCUACCGCCAGAAAAUGAACGUUUCAUUCGAGCUUGUUCAGAUAUUGCCAGUUUCUUGGUGCAGGAUCAUGAAGCAAAUCAAGACCCAUCGAAGCCAAAGAAGGAUGUCAAUCUGAAUGCACUACGGUCGAAGAUGUCGAAGAAACACAGAUUAAGCAACAUUCCGCCACUUACAGCGAUUAUAGCUGCUAUUCCAGAACAUUACAAGAAAUACAUCCUUCCAAAGUUAAUAGCAAAACCAAUUAGAAGCGCGUCAGGUAUAGCUGUAGUAGCUGUUAUGUGCAAGCCUCAUCGAUGUCCUCAUAUCGCAUACACUGGAAAUAUUUGCGUCUACUGCCCUGGUGGUCCAGACUCCGAUUUUGAAUACUCGACGCAAUCAUACACCGGAUAUGAACCUACUUCGAUGCGAGCCAUUCGAGCACGAUAUGACCCAUUUGAGCAAGCGAGAGGCCGAGUGGACCAAAUUAAAUCACUGGGCCACAGUGUUGAUAAGGUCGAGUACAUUAUAAUGGGAGGAACGUUCAUGUCAUUGUCCGAGAAAUACAGACAUGGCUUUAUAUCGCAACUGCACAACGCCCUCAGUGGAUAUCAAGGCAAUAAUGUGGAUGAGGCAGUACAGGCUGGAGAAAUGAGCAAUAUCAAGUGCGUGGGCAUUACUAUCGAGACCCGGCCAGACUAUUGUUUGCCACCACAUCUUUCUGACAUGUUGCGGUAUGGCUGUACACGUCUCGAAAUUGGCGUUCAGUCUUUAUACGAGGAUGUCGCAAGGGAUACGAACAGAGGUCAUACUGUAGCGUCAGUUGCUGAAACCUUCUGUUUUGCAAAAGAUGCAGGUUUCAAGGUUGUCAGCCAUAUGAUGCCAGAUUUACCAAAUGUAGGAAUGGAAAGAGACUUGGAUCAAUUCAGAGAGUACUUCGAAAAUCCUGCAUUUCGAACCGAUGGGUUGAAGAUUUAUCCCACGCUUGUCAUUCGUGGCACAGGUUUAUACGAACUAUGGCGUACUGGACGGUACAAGAAUUACACUCCAAAUGCAUUGAUAGAUAUUGUCGCACGCAUAUUGGCUUUGAUUCCUCCAUGGACACGAAUCUAUAGAGUACAGAGAGAUAUCCCGAUGCCGUUGGUAACUUCGGGUGUCGAGAACGGUAAUUUAAGAGAACUAGCUUUGAGCCGGAUGAAAGAUUUUGGAACCACGUGCCGAGACGUGCGUACACGAGAAGUUGGAAUCAACGAGGUCAAGAACAAAAUUCGUCCAUCUCAAGUCGAACUUGUUCGACGGGACUACACAGCUAAUAAUGGUUGGGAAACAUUCUUAGCAUAUGAGGAUCCAAAGCAAGAUAUUCUUAUUGGUCUCCUUCGCCUGCGGAAGUGCUCGAAGACGUAUACCUUCAGACCGGAGCUUACUGGUCAGCCGACAAGUCUUGUACGAGAGCUCCACGUUUAUGGUUCUGCUGUCCCAGUUCAUGCCCGCGAUCCUCGAAAAUUUCAGCAUCAAGGAUAUGGUACCUUAUUGAUGGAAGAGGCCGAGCGUAUUGCGAGGGAUGAACAUGGAAGCAAAAAAAUCAGUGUCAUCUCUGGUGUUGGCACUAGAGAUUACUAUCGAAGAUUAGGCUACUGGCUUGACGGACCAUACAUGAGCAAAAUGAUCAAGCCUAGGAAUGAAGAAGAUGAUAGUGAUGAUGAUAUAUGA
Messenger RNA from Glarea lozoyensis ATCC 20868, 1743 nucleotides. RefSeq names its product Radical SAM enzyme. The coding region runs from base 1 to 1743 and encodes 580 amino acids. The record is from RefSeq and is a predicted model, not a curated record. Gene Ontology annotation, cellular component: cytoplasm; elongator holoenzyme complex; nucleus. Gene Ontology annotation, molecular function: iron-sulfur cluster binding; acyltransferase activity, transferring groups other than amino-acyl groups. Gene Ontology annotation, biological process: tRNA wobble base 5-methoxycarbonylmethyl-2-thiouridinylation. The transcript is spliced from 3 exons. Lineage: Eukaryota; Fungi; Ascomycota; Leotiomycetes; Helotiales; Helotiaceae.